UGUGCGUGUAUGUGUGAGUGUGAGUGUGUGUGUUAUGUGUGUGUGAAGGAAUAAGCAUGUUGAUGCUCAGGCUGACUGUGGUACUGCUCUGCUGCUGCUGGGUUCUCUUCUUCUCUCCAGCCAGCGGCCAGAUGGGCAGUCAGGUCUUCUCAAGGGGACAUGGAGCCGAACGCAUAAAAGUGCUCUUUACGCCAACCAUCUGCAAGCUCCGCUGCGCCCAGGGACGCUGCACCAACUACUGCGAGCGAGGCAACAUUACCACUCUCUACAACAGCCAACAGGACGGCCCCAACACACAGCCUCGCCAGGGUUCUGGCUUCAGAGUCUUCCUCUGCCCCUUGUUGUGUAAGAAUGGAGGGGUGUGCAUCCAGAAGGAUCGAUGUCUCUGCCCCCCCAACUUCACCGGCAAGUUCUGCCACAUCCCUGUCACUGCCUCCUCCACCAAUGACAUCGAAAAACCGCCGCCCAGCCCCUCUGCAUCGGCCAAUCAGCGGCUGACCCACUCAGAAUACAUUCUGCCUCUACAGACCCCUCAGCAGAGUCAUUCCAGCGGUCCUUCAUUAGUGAAGGUGCGAGUCCAGCACCCCCCUGAGGCCAGUGUGAAGAUUCACCAGGUUCUAAAGGUGGGCUAUGGCCCCACAGUCAGAGAGCACUCAGAGACGGUCACCUGGUCAGCCGGACUCUCGAGGGCUAGGACCAGCCAACUGCCCGGAGAGAGGGCAGAGGCCCCGCCCCCUCAGAUCCAGGCUCAGACUAUCCGAGGUGAUGCGACUUACACUGAGACAUCUGGAUUCAAAUACUGUUUCAGAGAGGUCCGCAAUGGACAGUGCAGUUCUCCUCUCCCAGGCCUGAGGAGUCUAGAGACGUGUUGCAGGGGUGUUGGGAUGGCCUGGGGUAUUAACGAAUGUACGCUUUGCCCAAAUCGCUCAGCUCAAAAGGUAAUAUCAGAGGAGAAGGAUCAGUGCUUCCGCAUCUUAAACCAAGGUUCCUGCUCACUGCCCAUCCUCAAGAACAUCACCAAGCAGAUCUGCUGCUGCAGCCGAGUGGGUAAAGCCUGGGGCAAGAAAUGUGAGGGCUGCCCUUAUUUUGGCUCAGUGGCAUUUAAAGAGAUUUGUCCAGCUGGACCAGGGUACUAUUACUCUGCCUCCGCCAUCAAGUUCAACCAGAGGCUGGCAGAGCAACAUGGAACAGGAGGUCCCAUCCUUGUCUCCCAGACUAGCACAACAGACACCAGACCUCAAACACCAACCAACACACAAACCAAACCCCAAACACCAACUAACACACAAACGAGAGUACAAACACCAACUAGCCCUCAGACUAGACCUCAAACACCAACCAGCUCUCAAACCAUCACAAUCCAACGACCAGCAAGCUCACAAAUCACCAAUGUUCAGCUACCAGCCAGAACAGGCUCUGUCAGUACUCAGUCCAGACCACAACCUCCAGUCCAGGAACCCUCAGGCACUCGUCCAGGCAGCACUGUCACAGCACAACCUCCGCGUGGACAGAUUCCAACUGUUGUUCGAGCCCAAACUAGCAGGCCAUCUGUGAGCAGACAACCAGCAUCUCCAAUCAAACCUCUUCCUGUGCCUGCCACACCCCGUCCACCCCCGUCUAGACCAGGGCCCAGAGUUUGUGAAACACAACCACAGAUAUGCGGAGAGGGACGCUGUGUGGAUCUGCCUGGAGGAAGACAUAUCUGUUUCUGUAACCCUGGUUAUCAACCCAAUGCCCUGCAAACCCAGUGUCAAGAUGUGAAUGAGUGUUCACAGUCCCCUAGGCCUUGCUCUCCAGGGCAGUGUGAGAACACUCCAGGCAGCUACCGCUGUGCUUGUCCCACUGGUUAUCAGACCAACUCCCAGCAAAGCCAAUGUCUAGAUAUUGAUGAGUGCCGUCAGAUCCCUAACAUUUGUGGUAACGGCCGUUGUGAGAAUACCCCGGGCAGCUACAGGUGUUUGUGCAGAACUGGAUACAAACUGCAAGGCAAUGUCUGCACAGACAUCGAUGAGUGUGAGGACCCUCUGCGGUGCCCAGGUCAGGAGUGUGUGAACUCUCAGGGCUCAUACAGGUGUGUGUCAUGCAGGCCUGGCUUCGGCCUGCUGAACGGACGAUGCUCAGAUAUUGACGAGUGUCGUCAAAGCCCGAGCCCUUGCUCUAACGGCCGCUGUGAAAAUAUUCCCGGGAGCUACAGAUGUGUAUGUCGCACAGGGUACAGGCUACAGGGAAACACCUGCACAGAUGUGAACGAGUGUGAAGACCCUCUGCGAUGCCCAGGUCAGGAGUGUGUGAACACUCUGGGCUCAUACAGGUGUGUGUCAUGCAGACCUGGCUUCAGCCCACUCAACGGACAAUGCUCAGAUAUUGAUGAGUGUCAACAGAACCCCAGCCCCUGCAGUAAUGGACGAUGUGAGAACACACCUGGCAGCUUCAGAUGUGUUUGCAAUGCUGGAUACAGGCUACAAGGCAACACUUGCAUAGAUGUCAACGAGUGUGAGGACCCAACCCGGUGUCCAGGUCAGGAGUGUGUGAAUUCUCAAGGUUCCUACAGGUGUAUGUCCUGCAAAAAUGGCUUCAGCCUUCUCAAUGGACAGUGCAAAGACAUUGACGAAUGUCGGCAGACCCCCGGGCCCUGUGAUAACGGCCGAUGUGAGAACACACCGGGAAGCUACAAUUGUGUGUGUCGUCCUGGUUUUAGAUUAGAAGACAACAGAUGCAUGGAUGUGAACGAGUGUGAGAAUGAACUGCAGUGCCCUGGGAAGGAAUGUGUGAACUCUGUCGGCUCCUUUAAGUGUGUGUCCUGUGCGCUGGGCUUCGACGUACAGAACGGCCAGUGUCAGGAUGUAGACGAGUGUCGCCAGAUCCCCGACCCCUGCCCUAACGGCUCCUGUGAAAACAUACCCGGAAGCUACAGGUGUCUGUGUCGUACGGGGUUCAGACUGGAGGGCAAAACCUGCAAAGACAUAGACGAGUGUGAGAGACCGCAGAUGUGCAGCCCACAGAGUGUGUGUGUCAACACAGAUGGCUCUUAUCGCUGUGACUGUAAACCAGGCUACAGGUCGGCGGGAGCAGGCCGCCAAUGCAGAGACAUAAAUGAAUGUUUGGAGGGAGAUUUCUGCUUUCCUAAGGGAGAGUGUGUGAAUACAGAGGGCUCAUAUAAGUGUGACUGUGCUCUGGGCUAUCAAGCCAAUGCAAACGGCACAGCCUGCAUGGAUGUGGAUGAGUGUGGCAGGACGGGUGUGUGCCAGGACGGGCGGUGUGUCAACACAGAAGGCUCAUACUUGUGCCACUGCCAGACUGGCUUUGCCGCCAACCCAGAGAAGACUGCCUGCCUGGAUGUGGAUGAGUGUGUAGAUACAGCGGGUGUGGUGUGUGGGUCUCAGCGGUGUGAGAAUACAAUUGGCUCAUUCCGCUGUGUGACCUCCUGUGACCCUGGUUAUAGUAUCACAGCAACAGGAGAGUGUGUUGACAUAAAUGAGUGUGCCAACAAAACAGUGUGUGGAGAGAAUGCUAUCUGUCAGAACUUGAUUGGGACGUACCAGUGUAUGUGUGACCAAGGCUACGAGGCAACGGGUGAUGGACGUGUGUGUGUGGAUAUAAAUGAGUGUGUGAUCAUGCCAGAUGUGUGUGGCACUGCACGCUGUGAGAAUGUUGAGGGCACGUUUAUGUGUGUGUGUCCAAGUGAAGACCAGGAGUUUGACCCACGCAUGGUACAGUGUGUGAGCAGUGCUGGUACUCCAGUUGGACCUGUGUUCUCCGGCAGCUCUUCCACACACUCCUUGUCAUCAUCUACUGGUUUGGAGCAUGUGGCUGGUGGUGGCAGAGCUGUUGUGCCCGUACCCCAGGCGCCUCCAGGGGAGCGGCGUGAGUGUUACCAGCUGAUGGAAGAAAGUCGUUCGUGCAGUUUGCUGGCCCUUAACACCAGCCUGCAGGAGUGCUGCUGCACUGUGGGACAGGCCUGGGGCAUCCGCUGCGUGUAUGACGUGUGCCCUGCGUCCGGCACAGCGGAAUUUCAAACUUUGUGUCCAAGUGGUCGAGGAUAUGUUACAACAACAGAUCAGGAUUUUGGUUACAAUGAUGUGGAUGAGUGUAAACUGUUUACGACAGCAGUCUGCAAAAACGGAGUUUGUGUGAACAACAUUCCUGGCUAUUCCUGCUACUGUCCAAGCGGAUACCAUUACGACGCCGCCCUUCUGGAGUGCAUCGAUACUGAUGAGUGUGACACUGAGGACAUGUGUAUGGGUGGAAGGUGUAUAAAUACAGUUGGUUCAUACUACUGUUACUGUGAGCCUCCUCUAGUACUGGACAACACACAGAGCAGCUGUGUUAACUCCACUGGCCUUACAGUGGAUGAGCAGCUGUCAUUUUGCUGGCAGCAUGUGAGUACAGAUUUGAUCUGUCUGAACCCUCUGCUGGGAGGCCAGGUGACCUUCCCUGAGUGCUGCUGUCUGCAUGGAGAGGGCUGGGGCCUGGAGUGUGCCCUGUGUCCUGCCCGAGACUCAGAGGAAUUUGGGAUUUUGUGUAGAGACAUUAGUCCACCAUCACCCCCUUUGCCGUAUCCUGGCCGCUUCGGCUCUGGUCCGAGACGAGGAGGCAGUUCCCCACUGCCUUACCGACCAGACCUCUCCGAACCCCUGCCCGGUGGCCCAGAUGACUACCCUACAGACUAUGAUGAUUACUCCCCCCUGGGAGGAGCAGAUAGGAGGUCUGGAUUGAGAGGGAGACCACCCAGCUCAUAUGGUCUGCCUGACUCUUCUUAUAGCCGUCUGGGCCCUGGUCCCGGCCGGUACUAUGAUGGUGAGGAUUACGAGCCUGCCCCUGGACCUCCCUUCCGCGUCCCAGACCCCCGGAGCGAGCGCGCUUUUGGGGCCCGUCCCCCUCCCCCAGUUCCAGAAGGCCGACCUCUGAGGCUGGCCCCGCUGCCUGAGAACUCCCCUUAUAGAGAAGAUGAGGAAGAGGAAGAGCCAUGGAGAGCACCGCCUCCUUUCCCACCGUUCCCGGACCGGCGGACAGUAGGAGAGGUGCCACGACACCUCUACGAGAGGCGCUAUGAGCCAUACAGUAGUCUGAGUGCUGAGGAGUGUGGCAUUCUGCAGGGCUGUGAGAAUGGCAGGUGUAUCCGUGUGACUGAGGGUUACACCUGUGACUGCUAUGACGGCUACCAACUCGAUGUCACCACAAUGACAUGUAUAGAUGUGGAUGAGUGUGAGGAGAUGGACGUGCCAGACUGUGUGAACGGUCAGUGUGUGAACACAGAAGGCUCGUAUCACUGUGUCUGCUUGAGGGGUUUUGUCAUGUCUCGCCGGCCCAACCACUGCAUUCCUGCCUAGGUUCUGUGGCCCAACAUACUCUCCUAAUAGAUGGGCUAAUAGACCCAUCUGCAGUCUCACCUGAUACAUGAGGGUGGCAGCAUGAACACUCAUGUGUCACAUAUUUUACUCUGAGGCUGAUCUCCAAGCCCCAGUCCACUGUAAUGGUUGUAAGCAGGGUUCAUGUACUGCAGAUAAACAUCACUCUCAUUGUAUAGUGUAAUCAAACACACCAGCUCUACAUGUUUCAAACACAUAUUAGGGAGAGACCUUUUUAUAUUACACAGAAAUAUUUAGGUCUACACCACAGCAGUAAUUACUGGAG
This is a messenger RNA of Chanos chanos (milkfish), 5634 nucleotides long. It is a transcript of the gene ltbp4, whose product is annotated as latent transforming growth factor beta binding protein 4. The record is from RefSeq and is a predicted model, not a curated record. The coding region runs from base 57 to 5330 and encodes 1757 amino acids. The transcript is spliced from 33 exons. Gene Ontology annotation, molecular function: calcium ion binding. Lineage: Eukaryota; Metazoa; Chordata; Actinopteri; Gonorynchiformes; Chanidae.